Molecule: messenger RNA, 3158 nt
Organism: Frankliniella occidentalis (western flower thrips)
Lineage: Eukaryota; Metazoa; Arthropoda; Insecta; Thysanoptera; Thripidae
Product: malonate--CoA ligase ACSF3, mitochondrial-like
Exons: 8
Coding region: 788-2572 (594 amino acids)
Biological process (GO): fatty acid metabolic process
Molecular function (GO): medium-chain fatty acid-CoA ligase activity
Source: RefSeq, a predicted model, not a curated record
UUACUACUUUGUGCGCGGGGUCCACCUCGUUAGCAUGGCCGAGCUCGGCGUCCCGCCCCGCCGCCGGCCCCUCGCCCCCCGCGGCGGGAGAUGCUGCUGCCGCUGAUGAUCCGGUUACUACCCACUCGCGUUCGAGACACGAGUCGCGCCGCGGCCGCGACCUGCGGGGACUGCCGGCCCUUGCCCCGCCCGCCUUCCCGCCACGCCACGCCACCCCUCGCGGUAAGGGCAGUAGUACUGUGCUAUAUCCAGUUAAGAAUUGGUCGUUUUCACGCUUAGCGCAGCGCGCACUCACGCCGGCGUGAGGCGGGCGAGGGGCAGGGUCGGCAGGGUGCGCCGAGGCAGCGGCGGAAGAACUGCUAACCCUCUUUGCCCCCCGCUUCCCCUCUCGCCCUAUGCGCACACGCCAGCGUGAGCGCACGCUGAGCGUGGAAACGACAAAAUUCUCAACUGGAUAUAGCACUGACCGACAAGCGAAAGUACGCGGCGCGGCGCGGCGCGGCCGGACAGCACAGCAGCUGGCCGAUACGACCCAAGUCGGGCGCGGCGCGCGCGGGGCCAGGCCCGGGUCGGCCCGAAGUCAGUGUGAAGCAGCGCGGCGCGGCGUGGUGCUGUACGCGCGGUGACCUACGCCCAUCGCCCCGCGCCCCCUCGCCGUCAGUGCGCCACCGACCGAGAGCGCUCCGAGAACCCUUUGAGGUCGCGGCCACGCAUCGCACGCUUGUCUACGAGGAAGUGGCAGUCAGCUGAUCGCUCGUCGCGGCGCCCGCAAGACCGGUCGGCGGCCAUGACAGUGACGUCGCUGCUGCUACCGCGGCUGCCGGGGCGGUGCAUCCGGGCGCUCGCCGGCCUGACGGCGACGGCGGCCCCGGCGGGCCUGCGCGCACGCCCCCUGCACACCAGCGUCGCCAUGCGGACCGCAGUGUUCCGGCGAGCGGUGGGCUUCGCGGCCAACACGGCGCUGCGCGACCGCCACGCCGAGUACACGUACGCCGGGCUGUGGCGCUGCAGCCGCCUGCUGGCCGACAAGGUGUCCGAGUCGCUGGAGGGCCGUCGCGGCCAGCGCGUCGCCUUCCUGUGCCCCAACGACGCCUCCUACGUCAUGGCCCUGUGGGCGUGCUGGAUCAGCGGCCAGAUCGCCGUGCCGCUGAGCCCGCUGCACCCCGAGUCCUCGCUGAAGUACUUCGUGGAGGACAGCGGCGCCGGCCUCCUCAUGGCCACGCCCUCCACCGCGACGCGGCUCGCGCCCUUGGCCGCCGGCCCCGACUCCGCGGCGAGCGCGCCGACCCUGCUGCUCAUCGGGGACGACCUGCGCGCCGCGGCCGCCGCCGACGCCGACCCGAGGCUCGACGGGGAGGACCGCGCGGCCAGCGGGAAAGACGACGGCGCCGACGGCGCCAUGAUCAUCUACACGUCCGGGACCACCAGCCUUCCAAAGGGCGUGCUGCUGAGUCACGGUAACCUCGCUGCCCAGGUGCAGGCGCUGCUGGACGCGUGGCGCAUCGGCCCCGAGGACAACGUGCUGCACGCGCUGCCGCUGCACCACAUGCACGGCAUCAUGAACGCCUUGCUGUGCCCGCUGGCCGCGGGCGGCAGGAUCACGAUGCUGCCCAAGUUCUCGGCCAGCCAGGUGUGGACCGAGAUGCUCAGUGAGCAGCCCGGGCGCGUCAACGUGUUCAUGGCCGUGCCUACCAGCUACGCCAAGCUGGUCGACGAGUACCACGCGACGGUGGGCAGCACGCCGGAGGGGCGCGACCACGUCAAAGACACGACGAGGACCAAGAUGAGGCUGAUGGCGAGCGGGUCGGCGCCGCUGCCGGUGCCGCUGUUCGAGCGCUGGGAGCGCAUCACGGGCCACCGCCUGCUCGAGCGUUUCGGCAUGAGCGAGGUGGGCAUGGUGCUCUCCAACCCGCUCGAGCCUCAGAGCGAGCGCCGCCCGGGCUUCGUCGGGAACCCCCUGCCGCAGACGCGAGUGCGCCUCGUGCGGCCCGCCACGGACACGCAGCCGCGCGAGGAGAUCCUGUGCGAGGGCGACGCGCACGGCACCACCCUCCGCGUCAAGGACGGCAAGCCCACCGUCGGCAACCUGCUCGUCAAGGGCCCCAACGUGUGCACGGGCUACUGGAACAAGCCCGACGCCACGGCCAAGGAAUUCACCGCGAAUGGCUGGUUCAAGACCGGUGACACGUGCGAGUUCGUGGACGGUGCCUACAAGAUCCUGGGCCGGACGUCGGUCGACAUCAUCAAGACGGGGGGCUACAAGGUGAGCGCCGUGCAGGUGGAGACGUGCCUGCUGGGCCACCCCGACAUCAGCGACUGCGCCGUGGUCGGGCUCCCGGACGACACCUGGGGCCAGAGCGUGGCCGCCGUGGUGCGGCUGCGGGAGGGCGCCUCGGACACACACAGCCUGGACCAGCUGCGGGACUGGGGCCGCGAGAGGCUGCCGCCCUACUCGCUGCCGAGGACGCUCCGCGUCGUGCCGCAAGUGCCGAGGAACCCGAUGGGCAAGGUCAACAAGAAGAGCCUCGUGGCGGAGUUGUUCCCCGACGCCGACAAGUCUCAGGCCGCCUGAGGCGGGCUGACACACACACUGUCACGGAUUGGGGAGGAGUCCUUUUACUUUCACACAGACACAGUUUGAUCAGUAAAAUGUUUUUAUUAGGAUAGAGGAAAAUGCAAGGAAAGGGGUACAAAUUAAUUAUUAGGCAAGACGUAUGGUUGUAUAACAAGGGAUUUUUCCCACAAAAAUUUGACAUUAUAACUAGAUUCAAAAAGUUGACAUUAUGAAACUGUUAAAUGUUGAAAGUAAGAAGAUUAGGCUCUACUGAAUGACUAAAAUUAUAUCACAGCUUCCAGACACAAAUGAGGCCCAGUGCAAGAGGAUAAAUGAUUAUAGAGGACCCACAACUUGUCAUAAGAAGCAAAAGACAGACACUGGACUAUACUCAAUAUCUUAACUGAGAUCAAUGUAAAUUAUAUUGCACAAUAAGGCAAUAUGGAAACAGUAUUAAGUACAAAUUUUCUCCCCAACAAGGAUAGAAUCCUACAGUAUCUUAUAUGCCUAUGUGAAAUGACUUUAUUUCAGACCACACAGGAUGGUCGUCAUACGAAAGAUAAGCAAAGGAAUGUUGUAUUAAAAGUAAAAUGCUGUUUUGUGA